Molecule: messenger RNA, 1137 nt
Organism: Fomitiporia mediterranea MF3/22
Lineage: Eukaryota; Fungi; Basidiomycota; Agaricomycetes; Hymenochaetales; Hymenochaetaceae
Exons: 2
Coding region: 1-1137 (378 amino acids)
Cellular component (GO): membrane
Source: RefSeq, a predicted model, not a curated record
AUGACCGGUCCAGGACCCGCCGUCAACACCAACUCCGACAACGCCUCAACAACCAACAACUCCCUCUCCGUCAACUUCUUCCCCUCAAAAUUUUCAUAUCCAUUUCUCUCCCCUGGUGGGAUGUACAAACGUAAAGGCAAAGGCGGCAAGGGUGGGGCAGCGGUGAUACCUAAACAAGGAGGUGGGAGAGAGGCUUUCAAGAGUGGGGAGGCGCGUAUGCCGGGUGAGAAGGAUGAGGAUUAUGAUGGUGUGGACAUGACUCGUGGAACGUGGAAGUCGAAAUUGAGGUGGAAUCGAUUUAAGUGGAUAUUAUUUUGUACCAAUUUACUCGUGUCCAUAUACUCUCUCGUCUCCCUCAUCUUCUGCCUCCUCACCUGGUUCAACGUCUGGACACACGCAGACGUCAUCCGCGUCGGGAACCGCACCGUCCUCAUCCUCUCCACAAUAGCCUCAACCUUCGGUAUCCUCUCCUCUCUCAUCGGCUGGGCAGGCAUCUUCCUAAACAACCGCAGCUUCCUCGCAACAUACAACCUCCUACUCUGGAUAACAUUCGCGUUCAUCUGUGCUCCUGGUUACGUAGCUUAUAAAACUCGAACAUUCAACCUCGAAGGGAAAGUCAACGCUCAAUGGUCUCGGGACCUCGGUACCACGGGUCGUCUUCGCAUUCAAAAUCAAUUAGGGUGUUGUGGAUAUUACAGUCCCUUCGUAGAAGCUACCUCUUCUCAACUCUGUUACGCUCGAUCCGUACUCCCGGGGUGUAAAAAUCCUUAUCUCAAAUUCGAACGCACCACACUCGAAAGGUGGUAUUCGAUUGCUUUCGGACUCGUACCUUUUCACCUUGCAGCGAUUUUAGCAGCGUUGCUUUGUUCGAAUCAUGUGACGUAUAGGUUUGGGAAGGGGAUGAUGCCGAAGCGGUAUAGGUUGAGUGUGGGGAGUAUGGCUGUUAUUAUGGAUAAUUAUGCGAAUCAGCUUGUGGAACAAUUCGGAGCAGACGUAGCCUCUGAACUAAUCGCGCGGUCGAGAUCGAACUUGAACCUUGUAGGGAGUGUUCCGAGUUUGCAUUAUGGAUUCGGGAAUGGGAUAGGGAGUGGGAGUGGGACGAAUACACCCUCGCUUGUUGAUGCGAAGAAGUUGUGA